AUGGUUAGAGAUUCGGAUCGCGCCCAAGACGAUGAGCGCAGCGGUCGUAAACGCCGUGCCAAUGACGAACCGCAAGACGAUCUUCCCCAGCCAUACAAUGCCAAUUCGCUUCAACCAGCAAAGCGACGCGCCCUCUCUCCUUCCGAACAGCCCCGGAAGUUGAAGCGUCCUGGUGCGCGCGCGCGUAUCUCGGAAUCCGAACGAGAAGCCAUCCGACAGCGCCAGCUUGAAAGAGAACGAGAGGCUGCAGCGGACGAAGCUGCCGACGCUGAACAGGAGAGGAUUCGAAACAACAGCGAUCUCGUGCGACAACACUACAACAAUGUACCGGAGCGCGGUCGCGACUGGAGAACGAGGGACAGCAAGAUCAAGGGGCUGCGCGUUUUCAACAAUUGGAUCAAGAGCUGCAUCAUUCAACGAUAUUCACCUGAUGAAGAUCAUACCCCUGGCUCGCGCGAGGCUGGACGCUCUAGCGGAAAGGACCUUCUUGUGCUCGAUAUGGGAUGUGGAAAGGGCGGCGACCUGAAUAAAUGGCAACAGGCUCCUCAACCCAUUCAGCUCUACGUUGGUCUGGACCCGGCUGACGUGAGUAUCGAACAAGCUCGCGAUCGCUACAGAACUCUAGGCAGUCGUGGAGGACGUGGAGGACGAGGCGGUCACCGACGACCGCCACCUCGCCUGUUUGAUGCUCGUUUCCACGUCAAGGAUUGUUUUGGCGACACUAUUGAAGAUCUUGACAUCAUUCAACAAGUCGGCUUCGAUGUUUCACUGAACCGCCGAGGCUUCGACGUUGUCAGCAUGAUGUUUUCUAUGCACUACGCUUUUGAGUCCGAGAGGAACGCGCGCAACAUGCUCCGCAACGUUGCUGGAGCACUCAAGAAAGGAGGGCGAUUCAUUGGCUGCAUCCCAAACUCUGAUGUUCUGGGAGAGCGAGUCCGCAAAUUCAAUGAGGAGGCUGCUGCUAAGCGCGCAGCCAAGCAAGAAACAGAGAAGAACGGCGACGGCUCAACAACCCCGCAACAGACAGAGCCUGAGGAUGGCGAACUGGAAGAGGGUGAGGAGGAGCCAACUGCUGAAUGGGGCAACUCCAUCUAUCGAGUUCGCUUCCCUGACAAGACACCAGAUGAUGGUGUAUUCCGACCUGCAUACGGUUGGAAAUACAACUUCUUCCUCGACGAGGCUGUGGAAGAAGUGCCUGAGUAUGUCGUACCGUGGGAGGCUUUCCGUGCUCUUGCUGAAGAAUUCAAUCUCGAACUUCAGUUCCACCGCACGUUCCCCGAGAUCUGGGAGGCUGAGAAGGAUGACCGAGAGUUGGGCCCUCUGAGCGAGCGUAUGGGUGUACGUGAGCGUGGCGGUGGCCCCCUGCUCGUGUCUGACGAGGAAAUGGAAGCUGCUAGCUUUUACGUCGGCUUUUGUUUCUACAAGGUCUAA
Messenger RNA from Fusarium poae, 1431 nucleotides. RefSeq names its product mRNA cap guanine-N7 methyltransferase (gene ABD1). Gene Ontology annotation, cellular component: nucleus. Gene Ontology annotation, biological process: 7-methylguanosine mRNA capping. The transcript has a single exon. NCBI's taxonomy places the organism in Eukaryota, Fungi, Ascomycota, Sordariomycetes, Hypocreales, Nectriaceae. The record is from RefSeq and is a predicted model, not a curated record. The coding region runs from base 1 to 1431 and encodes 476 amino acids. Gene Ontology annotation, molecular function: mRNA 5'-cap (guanine-N7-)-methyltransferase activity.